This is a messenger RNA of Odobenus rosmarus divergens (Pacific walrus), 2672 nucleotides long. RefSeq names its product endothelin receptor type A (gene EDNRA). Lineage: Eukaryota; Metazoa; Chordata; Mammalia; Carnivora; Odobenidae. The transcript is spliced from 7 exons. Gene Ontology annotation, biological process: vasoconstriction; regulation of blood pressure; enteric nervous system development. Gene Ontology annotation, molecular function: endothelin receptor activity. Gene Ontology annotation, cellular component: membrane. The record is from RefSeq and is a predicted model, not a curated record. The coding region runs from base 68 to 1351 and encodes 427 amino acids.
GUGAAAAAAAAAAAGUGAGGGUAUAAAGGCAACACAAUAAGAGACAUUUCCUCAAAUUUGCAUCGCGAUGGAAACCUUUUGCCUCAAGGUGGCCUUUUGGGUAGCGCUGGUUGGAUGUGUAAUCAGUGAUCAUCCUGAGAGCUACAGCACAAACGUAAGCACUCCAGUGGAUGACUUCACCAUUUUUCAUGGGACAGAACUCAACUUCCUGGUUACCACUCAUCGACCCACUAAUUUGGCCCUACCUAGCAAUGGUUCAAUGCACAAGUACUGCCCGCAGCAGACUAAGAUUACUUCAGCUUUCAAAUACAUUAACACUGUGAUAUCUUGUACUAUUUUCAUCGUGGGAAUGGUGGGGAAUGCAACUCUGCUCAGGAUCAUUUACCAGAACAAGUGUAUGAGGAAUGGCCCCAACGCGCUGAUAGCCAGCCUUGCCCUUGGAGACCUUAUCUAUGUGGUCAUUGAUCUCCCUAUCAAUGUGUUUAAGCUUCUGGCCGGGCGCUGGCCCUUUGAUCACAAUGACUUUGGCGUAUUUCUUUGCAAGCUAUUCCCCUUUUUGCAAAAGUCCUCGGUGGGGAUCACCGUCCUCAAUCUCUGCGCUCUCAGUGUUGACAGGUACAGGGCAGUUGCCUCCUGGAGUCGAGUCCAGGGAAUUGGGAUUCCCUUGAUCACUGCCAUUGAGAUAGUCUCCAUCUGGAUCCUUUCUUUUAUCCUGGCCAUCCCUGAAGCUAUUGGCUUCGUCAUGGUGCCCUUUGAAUACAAGGGUGAACAGCACAAAACCUGUAUGCUCAAUGCCACGUCAAAAUUCAUGGAGUUUUACCAAGAUGUAAAGGACUGGUGGCUCUUCGGGUUCUAUUUCUGCAUGCCCUUGGUGUGCACUGCGAUCUUCUACACCCUUAUGACCUGUGAGAUGUUAAACAGAAGGAACGGCAGCUUGAGAAUUGCCCUCAGUGAGCACCUUAAACAGCGUCGAGAAGUGGCAAAAACAGUUUUCUGCUUGGUUGUCAUUUUUGCUCUUUGCUGGUUCCCUCUUCACUUGAGCCGCAUUUUGAAGAAAACUGUGUACGAUGAGAUGGACAAGAACCGAUGUGAAUUACUUAGUUUCUUGCUACUCAUGGAUUACAUCGGCAUUAACUUGGCAACCAUGAAUUCAUGUAUAAACCCCAUAGCUCUAUACUUUGUGAGCAAGAAAUUUAAGAAUUGUUUCCAGUCUUGCCUCUGCUGUUGCUGUUACCAGUCCAAAAGUCUGAUGACCUCAGUCCCCAUGAAUGGAACAAGCAUACAAUGGAAGAACCAUGAACAAAACAACCACAACACAGAGCGGAGCAGCCAUAAGGACAGUAUUAACUAAACAUCUUAAGAGAUAUUAAUCAAUAAUCCUUCAAAUUCUAUUGGAGACAAAAAAAAAAACACACAGCAACUGUGUUUCCAGAAAUCUUUUCUCCAAUCCUUCUCCCGUGACUCAGCCCCAAACCCAGAAAAAUGCUUUCCAAAACAUCGGAGGGUAGACUGGUUAUGGUCACAAAUUCAAUGAAUCUUACUUCUUUAAUUUAUCUAAUUUACAUAUUCUGCAUGUUAUAUUCCGCACUAAAAAAAUGGUGGGAGUUGGCAGGGGGAAAGGAGACUGUUCAACUAAAUCAGAGGGAUAAAAAAAACUUUUGCAUGAAAAUAGAGUCUUCCAGUACAUAACAGCUUCCCUGGCAGUUCUGUGGAAUGUCCAGUGAGAACUGGUUACAGUGAAAAUUUAGCGAUUAUGACAAGAUUUUCUAUUUUUUUGAAUUGGCCAGACACAGUAAGGUGAGCAAUCAGGUUAAUGCUUUUCAUGUCACUUUUUUAUUUUUUAAAACAUCAGUUCUCAAGCUGCAGCAGAUAUAGGCACUUAAAGCCCAGACUGAUAUCCACAUGUGGCAGUGUAAUAGCCGCUAUUCAAAGAAUUUUUAAGAACCUGUAUUUUCUUUUGUAAUGGUGUUUCAUUACAGGAGAUCUGGAGCAUAUUUUUAUGUUAAAUUUUAAAAUAAUGCUUGAAUCAAAUAGUUCUAUUUUUCACAAGCCCAAUCUUUUUUACUGUAGAUAUUUUAUGUAAAAUCAGUAUCAUGUACCAAAAUUUAAAUGUGUGUAUCAUUCAACCAUACCUAAGACUUUCAGUGGAAUGUAUUGAUGUCUAAAGCACAACUAGUAGAAAAAGACUGAAUGUUUUUAGAAGACUUGGAAAUUUUCAUUGAAGGGAUUUUUUUUUGGUAAUAGUAACAUGUAUGUGUGUAUUUGGUAAUAGCAACAUGUAUGUGUUUUUUUUUACAUAUAUGUACACAUACAUAUAUGUUUUACAUAUCACCUCAUAGUCUCUUGAUUUCUCUAAAAAUGUUAACUGUCGGUAAGACUUUUUUGGUCAUUCCCUUUUCCAUAUAAGAAACCAUUUAAAGUGGCCAGCUGAGUUUAUCAUGUCAGUGAAAUAUAAUUACCCCCAAAUGCCACCAUGAACUUACAGUUCUUCAUUUCUCUGGGUUUCCAGUACGAAUCUAAACACCUCCCCCACCCCCACUUCUCACAUGGUCACCAUUUCAAAGGGCCCACAGUGACUUUUGCUGGGCAUGUUCCAAGAUGUUUACAGACUGUGAGUACAGCAGAAAAUGUGUAUAUAAAUAUAUAUAAACAACUGUACAUUUCUUUUAGCC